This is a messenger RNA of Morone saxatilis (striped sea-bass), 3056 nucleotides long. Its product is annotated as solute carrier organic anion transporter family member 1C1-like. Gene Ontology annotation, molecular function: protein binding. Gene Ontology annotation, biological process: sodium-independent organic anion transport; transmembrane transport. Gene Ontology annotation, cellular component: membrane. The record is from RefSeq and is a predicted model, not a curated record. The coding region runs from base 2 to 2008 and encodes 668 amino acids. Lineage: Eukaryota; Metazoa; Chordata; Actinopteri; Moronidae. The transcript has 13 exons.
GAUGUUCCUUGCAGCCUUGUCUUUUGCCUACUUUGCCAAGGCUUUAUCUGGCAGCUACAUGAAGAGCACAAUUACACAACUAGAAAGACGAUUUGACAUCCCCAGUUAUCUGAUUGGCAUCAUAGACGGGAGCUUUGAAAUAGGGAAUUUGUUGGUGAUUGCCUUUGUGAGCUAUUUUGGUGCCAAACUCCACCGACCCAAGAUCAUAGCAAUCGGAUGUAUAUUGAUGUCUUUUGGGACUUUCUUGAUCGCCAUGCCUCACUUCAUCAUUGGCCGCUAUAAGAUCGAAACAUCAGCUAGAUCUUCAUUGAAUUCAACCAGUAACCUCUCUCCAUGUCCAGAAAGCUCACCCACCAGGGAGGGUGACAGACCUUCUAUACUGCCCUCUAGAGUCUGUGAGCGGGAAUCCAGUGUUUCAAUGUGGAUCUAUGUGUUUCUGGGAAACGUCCUGCGUGGGAUUGGAGAGACUCCAGUACAGCCUUUGGGAAUCUCCUAUAUUGAUGAUUAUGCACAAUCCGAGAAUGCGGCCCUCUAUAUUGGAUGUGUCCAAACCAUGUCUGUUAUUGGUCCUGUCUUUGGGUACCUGCUGGGGUCGCUGUGUGCUAAGAUCUACGUUGACAUAGGCUAUGUGGACAUGGAGACCGUGACUAUUACCCCUGGUGAUGCCCGCUGGGUGGGGGCAUGGUGGCUGGGCUACCUCAUCGCUGGUACCAUCACCCUCAUGUCUGCUGUUCCUUUCUGGUUCCUGCCUAAGUCACUGCCCAUUCCUGUGGAUAAACACGAUACCAGGUGCACUCCAGAGCAAACCAGGUUUAUCAAAGAUUCCCAGACAAUGGUGCACAAGUUUCGACCUGAAGAGCCAGCUAAUUUACAUCAGAUGGCCAAAGAUUUUGUGCCCACAGUGAAGAGUCUCCUCGGAAAUCCUGUGUACAUCAUCUACUUAUGCGUGACCAUCAUUCAGUUCAACUCUCUCAUCGGGAUGGUGACCUACAAACCCAAAUACAUUGAGCAACACUAUGGCCAGUCAGCGUCAAAAGCCAAUUUUCUCAUGGGCAUGAUCAACAUCCCAGCUGUGGCCCUGGGGAUGUUCUCUGGAGGGGUUGUCAUGAAGAAGUACAAGCUGGGUAUCAUGGGAGCAGCUAAAUUUGCCUUUGGGACCUCCCUGCUGGGCUACUUCCUGUCGCUCUUUUUCUUAGCCAUGAGCUGUGAGAACUCCAAGGUGGCAGGCAUUACAGUUUCAUAUACUGGAGUGGAAGGCUUGUCUUAUCAGGAACCGUCUCUCUUCUCUGACUGUAAUUCGGGUUGCUUGUGCUCAAGAAAAGAGUGGGAUCCAGUGUGUGGAGAGAACGGGAUCACCUACGUGUCCCCGUGUUUGGCUGGAUGUGCCUCCUCCACCGGCUAUGGCAGAAAUACGGUGUUUGACAAUUGCAGGUGUGUAGCACUGGCUGAUUCCCAACCAGGCAACCUGACAGCCACUCUGGGCCAGUGUCCACACAGAGACAGCUGUGACAAAAUCUUUCCAUACUUCCUGGCUCUUUCAGUCCUCAGUUCCUUCAUCAUCUCUCUUGGGGGAACACCUGGCUUUGUGCUGCUUGUCAGGUGCAUUAAGCCUGAGCUGAAAUCCCUUGCUCUUGGAAUCCACACGUUAGCCACUCGCACCCUCGCUGGAAUACCUGCCCCUAUAUACUUUGGAGCCAUAAUUGACACAACAUGCCUCAAAUGGGGAUACAAGAUGUGUGGAGGAAGAGGAGCAUGCAGGAUAUAUAACACCUCGGCUUACAGGAUCGUGUACCUGGGUCUGACAUUGGGCUUGAGGACAGUUUCCUUUUUCCUUUGUAUUUUAGGCUUUGCUGUACUCAAAAGACAUAUUAAGAUGGAGGAGAAAUAUGCUCUGACCAAUGGGAGUGCAGAGUUGGAGUCACUAAAGAAAGAAGAGAACAGCUCCAUCCACUGUGAGCAGUUUAUACUGGCCUCGGACUGCAAUCCUGACAGAGAGACUCGCUUGUGAGCCUCAGCACAACCUCUUCUCUUCUGACUCAGCCCCAUGAAGGACCUCAGAUGUUAAGAGGAACACAUGCUGUGGACACUUUUCAUAGCACACAGAGUAUAUAUUUGUACAGGAUUUGUGUAGACGUAUGAUACCUGAAAUAAGAGUCGUUUUAAAAACAAAAUAUGCUGGAAUGUAAAAAUGUAUGUGUUUUUGUUUUUCAUGAAUGGAAGAUUUUUGUAGAAAAAAUAAUGUAAUUGUGCUGUAUUUUCUAUGUUGGUCUUCGUUUUUAAGAUUAAACCUCAUAAAAUAGAUUUUUGGAUUCUAUUAUGUUAACGUGCCUGAGGAAGAUGCUUAAACUCCAUCAUGUCUGUCUGUUUGUGGCUUUGCCCAUUAAAAGGUUCUGUAGACUGUUUCUGUGGCACACGGGGAACUGUGAAUGUGCCUACACUGAGGCAAAGAAAGUGUUUCAACCUGUGAAUGAAUAAGGUCAACAAGCAGAUCAAAGAUAGAGGCAACUGAGGAACAGCACACCACUAAAAGAUUAUGCUGUUCGCAUUCAGACAGGAAACUACCACUUCUGUCCAGACAUAAGAGAAGUCAUGCCUUCAGUAAGAUAACUGUUUAAUCACGCUUUGACAAUCACACUUUUUUCAACCUUUGUGUACUGUAGCAACCUGAAACUGCUGUUUCUAAGGUCAAGAGUGAACUGUCAAACUCAGCUUUUAAGUCAACAUGGAUGGCUCAGAAUCAUGCAUAGUUUUAACAUCUGCGGCUUCACGGCAACUAAGCAAAUACAGUCUGCUAAUGAGGACCGUGUGAUAUGGUUGACAUCUCCAGAAAGUGCAUAACUCAACCUUGAGUUGUGAUUGUUUUGUCUAUCAAUCACUGCUAUAAAUUUCUUAACCUUGGAGUUUUGCAGCAUUGGGUUUUCAGUCAUGAUACAUUUAAAGAGGAGAUAUGCAAAAUAUCGCCUUACAAUACUAAAUGUCUAAAGCUGCACACCAGAAUUGAGAGAAAUGUUAUUUUUAUAAAUAACGGGACACUGUUUGAUCUUAUAAAUACUAUA